Tremella mesenterica DSM 1558 is the source of this 1937-nucleotide messenger RNA. RefSeq lists its product as uncharacterized. Gene Ontology annotation, molecular function: tRNA binding; lysine-tRNA ligase activity; ATP binding. Gene Ontology annotation, cellular component: cytosol; cytoplasm. Gene Ontology annotation, biological process: lysyl-tRNA aminoacylation. Bases 1 to 1905 code for a protein of 634 amino acids. Lineage: Eukaryota; Fungi; Basidiomycota; Tremellomycetes; Tremellales; Tremellaceae. The transcript is spliced from 8 exons. The record is from RefSeq and is a predicted model, not a curated record.
AUGCUCAAAGCUUUUCAUACACUCACUUUCGCACUUUCACGUCCAACAGCAUCCGUACAGAUCUCACGGAAUAACCAUAUUGCAAACAGGGUCAAUUUUCUACGAACACCCAACAAUCGUUCAUUCAACAUGUCCGCUCCAGAGGCUAACCUUCAUAAAGAUGAAGAGACGGGGGAGAUGGUCUCCAAGUCCGAAUUGAAGAGAAGAAUCAAUGCGAGACAGAAAUUGGCUCAGAAAGCUGAGAAAGCUCUGAAGGCACCUGUUCAAGCUUCCAAGCCGAAUACAGCGGAGGCAGAGGCUGAGAUGGAUGCGGCGCAAUUCUAUGCCAUGAGAUUCAACGCUAUCAAACAAUUACGUCAGACAAAAAAUCCAGAUCCUUAUCCUCACAAAUUUCAUGUCACCCAUGGAAUUCCUACUUUCAUCAAACAAUGGGGCCCCGAUGGGGUGCUUGCGUCGGGGACCACUUUGGAAAAGGAGCAACCGAUCUCUUUGGCAGGAAGGGUCAUGUCGAUCCGAACAUCAUCCAGCAAGUUGAUAUUUUACGAUCUCAAAGCGGAUGGAGAAAAGGUCCAGGUCAUGGCUUCUGCUCAAGCCGCCCCUUCUCUCGACGCCUUUCUCGAUUCACAUAAUGUUAUACGACGAGGCGACAUCAUCGGUGUUACCGGGGUACCUUCACGUACGAAAGCUGGCGAGCUCACUAUUUACGUUUCCGAAGUCAAACUUCUCUCCCCUUGUUUGCAUCAACUUCCAGGUCGAGAAGGGGUGGUGGAUAUGGAGACCAGAUACAGGAAACGAUAUCUCGAUCUCAUCAUGAAUCAUUCCACCAGGGAUGUUUUCAUCACACGAAGUAAGACCAUCAACUACAUCAGGAGAUUCCUUGAUGACAUGGGAUUCCUUGAGGUCGAAACACCGAUGAUGUCCAUGAUUGCCGGAGGAGCUACUGCUAAACCUUUCAUCACUCAUCACAACGAUCUCAAACUUGACCUUUUCAUGCGUAUCGCCCCUGAACUUUACCUCAAAGAACUCGUGGUCGGAGGACUAGACAGAGUUUUUGAAAUCGGUCGUGUGUUCAGAAACGAGCAAAUCGACAUGACGCACAACCCCGAGUUUAGCAUUUGCGAAUUUUACAUGGCCUAUGCGGAUAUGUACGAUUUGAUGGAUAUGACGGAAGAUAUGAUUUCCGGUUUAGUGAAGAGACUCACGGGAGGGACAAAGAUAACUUUUCAUCCACAAGGCAGAGGAGAGGGGAAGAAGACGUAUGAAAUUGAUUUUGCUAAACCUUGGAAAAGGUUUGAUAUGAUUGGUGAAUUGGAGAAACAAUUGGAGGUCAAGUUCCCACCAGGGGAAACUUUGCAUGAUGAGAAUGCGAAUAAGUUCCUCAGAGAUUUGUGCGCCAAGCACAAUGUUGAUUGUCCCGAGCCGAAAACCAACGCUCGUAUGCUUGACAAACUCGUUGGAGAAUACAUCGAAUCUCAAUGUAUAAACCCAUCUUUCAUCGUCGGACAUCCCCAAGUCAUGUCCCCCUUAGCCAAAUAUCAUCGUUCCCGUCCAGGUCUAUGCGAACGAUUCGAAGCUUUCGUAGCUACCAAAGAGAUUUGUAACGCCUAUACGGAAUUGAACGAUCCAUUCGAUCAACGAGAAAGAUUCCUCGAACAAACCAGACAAAAAGAUCAAGGUGAUGAUGAAGCUCAAGGUGUGGAUGAGACAUUUAUAAACGCUUUGGAAUAUGGUUUACCUCCGACGGGUGGUUGGGGUUUAGGAAUUGAUAGAUUGGUCAUGUUCUUGACUGAUUCUGCUAACAUCAAAGAGGUCUUGUUAUUCCCUGCUAUGAGACCUGUGGUUGCGAAUAGUAUAGAGGCGAUCGCUCCAGCUGUCAAAGCUAGUGAUGCUGCCAAGGAAGAGUAGGGAAGUCAUGCAUUGUGAAUAUCAACGUGUGU